Messenger RNA from Phaedon cochleariae (mustard beetle), 945 nucleotides. NCBI's taxonomy places the organism in Eukaryota, Metazoa, Arthropoda, Insecta, Coleoptera, Chrysomelidae. The record is from the annotation of a GenBank genome assembly.
UUGCAGCCAACAGUAUUCCCUUGUGAAAAUUUCGAUGACGAAGAAGAUGCCAAAGCUCUCAAACAAGCUUUCAAAGGCUUCGGUACAGACGAAGAAGCAGUUAUUGAAAUUAUUACCAAAAGAAGCAACGAACAACGUAGAGCAAUAGCAACUAGAUUCAAAACCAUGUAUGGCAAGGAUUUGAUCAAAGAACUGAAAAGCGAACUCAGAGGAAAUUUUGAAGACGUCAUAAUUGCCUUGAUGACCGAACCGAUAGAAUUCCAAGCAAAGCAACUUCACAAGGCUAUCAGUGGUUUGGGAACAGACGAAAGUACCAUAGUGGAGAUCUUAGGAGUACACAAUAAUGAUGAAGUUGUGAGGAUAGCAGACGAAUACGAAGGAUUGUAUCAAACAUCCCUAGAAGCUGAUAUCAAAAGUGAUACAUCUGGUACUCUGAAGAGGUUAUUAGUGGGAUUAUCAACUGGCAACAGAGACGAAUCCAACUUGAUAGAUGAAGAUGCUGCCUUCACAGAUGCCCAAAACCUCUUGCAAGCUGGAGAACUCCUCUUUGCUGGAACUGAAGAAUCUACCUUCACAGCAGUCCUCUGCCAAAGAAAUCGACGUCAACUCAACGUCAUCUUCGAUAAAUACGAGGAAAUAGUUGGCCAUUCCAUCGAAACCGCCAUAGAAAAUGAAUUCUCAGGUAACAUCAAGGAUGCCAUGUUGGACCUGAUUGCUUGCGUAAGGGAUAGGACCUUGUAUUUGGCGAAAAGGCUGCACGAUUCCAUGGCUGGAAUUGGAACUGAUGAUAGGACACUGAUAAGGAUAGUAGUGGGGAGAUCAGAAAUGGAUUUGGUCGAUAUCAAAGAAGCCUAUGAGGCUAAAUAUGGGAAGAGUUUGGCAGAGAGGAUAGCUGAAGAAGUAUCGUCAGAUCUCAAAAAAACUUUACUUGCCCUAGUUUACUAG